Messenger RNA from Cucurbita pepo subsp. pepo (vegetable marrow), 1582 nucleotides. RefSeq lists its product as uncharacterized. Lineage: Eukaryota; Viridiplantae; Streptophyta; Magnoliopsida; Cucurbitales; Cucurbitaceae. The record is from RefSeq and is a predicted model, not a curated record.
GAGAAAAAAGGGCAAACCACGUGGUUUUCGCUAGCCAUCAAGAAGUUCUGGGAGAGAAGAUCAGAAGAACAGAGAGAGGUCAGAAGACAGAGCGAGAGGUUUUAGAGCUUUCGAACAGAAAUCUCAAAUCAAAUUAACAUGAUCCUGUAAUAUGGGAUUGAAAGGCGUCUCCUCGGCGCCCGGCGAUUUUAUAUACUUCAAGUCUCAGGUCCCCCUUCAUCGGAUUCCGAUUGGCACCAAGCAAUGGCGAUACUAUGAUUUUGGCCCGAAAGUUGUACCUCCUCUUAUAUGUCUUCCUGGAAUAGCGGGGACGGCAGAUGUCUACUACAAACAAAUACUCUCUUUGGCAAUGAAGGGUUACCGAGUGAUUUCUGUCGAUAUUCCACGUGUAUGGAAACAUCAAGAGUGGAUUCAAGCAUUUGAAAAGUUUUUGGAUACUAUAGACGUUCAUCAUAUACAUAUUUAUGGCACUUCACUUGGGGGAUUUCUAGCACAACUUUUUGCUCAACAUCGGCCAAGACGCGUUAAAUCUUUGAUAUUAUCCAAUUCAUUUAUUGAGACCAAAAACUUUUCUGCAGCAAUGCCAUGGGCUCCAGUUGUUAGUUGGGCCCCCUCUUUUUUGCUGAAAAGGUAUGUCUUAACAGGAAUUCGUGAUGGCCCUCAUGAACCGUUCAUUGCAGAUUCCGUAGACUUUGUUGUUUCUCAGGUGGAAAUGCUUUCUAAAGAAGAUUUAGCAUCGAGGCUGACCCUAACAGUUGAUGAUGCCUCAAUUGGGCCUCUUCUUCUUCCAGAUUCGUCUAUUACCGUAAUGGAUACAAAUGACUAUUGUGCGAUUCCACUUCAACUCAAAGAUCAACUGAAUGAAAGGUAUUCUGGAGCCAGGAGAGCAUACUUGAAAACAGGGGGCGAUUUCCCAUUUCUUUCACGCCCCGAUGAAGUUAACUUGCAUCUUCAGCUGCAUUUGAGACGUGUUGGGGUAGAAGCACGGCCAGAUUUGGUUCAGGUAGUUCCAAGAGGAGGUAAUGACAGCGGUCCUCAUGAAGAAAAGGAUGAAAGAGGUGGUGAUGACGACACACACAAGGAUAACAAUGCACGGAAUGAAAGUUCACCUUCCGAAAGUCAAAUACCUCCAGCUCCAGAUAGUUCGGAAUCUCAUAGUUUAGAGGACCAGCUUCUUAGUAAUGCUAAAGCUUGUUAUUUGGAAAAUGAGAUGCUUUUAUCAACUCGUGGAGAAAAUAAUGUACUUGUGGUGGUCGUUGCGAUAUCACUAUGGUACUUUGAGAUGAUUUAUGUAACUUUCUCGAGGUCAGACUUGAUGGAAGCUGGUUCUCGUCACCUGCUGCCAUUGAUACCAAACUGGUAGGAGUAACUGGUCUGCUGCACACAUAGAUGGGCAUGAACGUUUUGUUGUGUGCAAUGUGGCCCCUCGGUCUUUGUUUCACGGUUUCACUAAAUUCUUUUUUUUUUUCACUUUUUUACAUUUGAACUCUAUAUGUUUGUAAACUUUUACUAUCAGAUUUGUCAAUUUGUUAAGGCUGGAAUAUUGUAGUUACUGGAAAUAGACCAGGCAGAUUUUCUGAAA